Molecule: messenger RNA, 5177 nt
Organism: Erinaceus europaeus (western European hedgehog)
Lineage: Eukaryota; Metazoa; Chordata; Mammalia; Eulipotyphla; Erinaceidae
Gene: TTI1
Product: TELO2 interacting protein 1
Exons: 8
Coding region: 167-3430 (1087 amino acids)
Biological process (GO): chromatin remodeling
Cellular component (GO): cytoplasm
Source: RefSeq, a predicted model, not a curated record
AGUAGCUCUCCCCGAGCCCUUUGUCGCGCUCGCGCAGAACUUUUCUGGCGCGGUACGGCGCAUUCGGGAGUACGUCACUUCCGGCAGGGCGGAGGAGGCGGGAGUGUAAGAGACUGGAAGACGAGCCUGCAGGAUGUUGCCUUGAUGAGAGGAAGACUAGUGCACAAUGGCAGUUUUUGACACCCCUGAGGAGGCCUUUGGUGUCUUACGUCCAGUCUGUGUUCAGCUCACAAAGGCCCAGACAGUGGAGAACGUGGAGCAUUUGCAGACGCAGUUACAAUCUGUGAGUGACUCCGCCCUGCAGGAACUUCAGCAAUAUAUCCUCUUCCCUUUGCGAUUUACCCUAAAGACGCCAGGCCCCAAAAGAGAGCGCCUGAUCCAGAGUGUGGUGGAGUGCCUCACCUUUGUCCUCUCCUCAACAUGUGUGAAGGAACAAGAACUUCUCCAGGAGCUCUUUUCAGAACUCUCUGCUUGCCUGUAUUCACCCAAAUCCCAAAAGCCCGCGGCUGUGUCAGAGGAGUUGAAAUUGGCUGUGAUCCGGGGCCUCAGCACAUUAAUGCACUCAGCUUAUGGAGAUAUCAUCGUGACAUUUUACGAACCCUCCAUUCUGCCUCGUUUAGGAUUUGCUGUAUCUUUACUACUAGGCCUAGCAGAACAGGAGAAAUCAAAGCAAAUCAAAACUGCUGCCUUAAAGUGUUUACAGGUUCUGCUCUUACAGUGUGAUUGUCAAGACCAUCCAAGGUCCUUGGAUGAGCUUGAGCAAAAGCAGCUGGGGGAUUUGUUUGCUUCUUUUUUACCAGGAAUCUCAACUGCACUGACCAGGAUUAUCACAGGAGACUUUAAACAGGGGCACAGCAUUGUAGUGUCUUCCCUAAACGUCUUUUACAAGACAGUGAGCUUCAUUAUGGCCGACGAGCAGCUCAAAAGAAUCUCAAAGGUUCAGGCAGAGUCUACUGUUGAGCACAGAGUAGCCAAGCUAAUGGUGCACAGGGAAGCAGAUUGGGUGAAAAGUACAGGGGGCAAACUAACUAUUCUUAUUAAAAAGAUAAUCGAAUGCGUUUCUGUUCACCCACACUGGAAGGUGAGGCUGGAACUGAUAGAACUUGUUGAGACCCUCCUUUUGAAGUGCAGCCAGUCCCUUGUUGAAUCUGCUGGUCCCCUUCUGAAGGCUUUGGUAGGCCUAGUAAAUGAUGAGAGUCCUGAAGUCCAAGCCCAGUGCAAUCAAGUGCUGAGACAUUUUGCAGGUCAGAAGGUGGUGGUGGGCAACAGAGCCUUUGCUGACAUUUUGUCAGAAAACCUACAUUCCCUGGCCACGUCUCUUCCCCGGCUAAUGAACUCCCAAGAUGACCAGGGCAAAGUCUCUUCUCUCUCCUUGCUUUUGGGAUAUCUGAAACUCCUGGGCCCAAAGGUAAAUUUUGUCCUCAACUCUGUAGUUCACCUGCAGCGCCUCUCCAAAGCUCUUGUCCAGGUCCUAGAACUAGACGUGACUGACAUCAAGAUUGUUGAAGAGCGUCGUUGGAACACUGAUCACCUUAGUGCUUCUCCGAAAACCUCAGCCAUGCGACCAUGGAGUCAAGUCCAGAGGAGGUAUUUCCGCUUCUUCACUGAUGAGAGAGUUUUCCUGCUCUUACAGCAGGUCUGUCAACUCCUUGGCUUUUAUGGAAACCUUUAUUUGCUUGUGGAUCACUUUAUGGGACUAUACCACGAAUCUGUGUUUUACAGGAAGCAAGCAGCCAUGAUCCUUAAUGAACUGGUUAUAGGGGCUGCUGGGCUGGACGUGGAGGAUCUUCAUGAAAAACAUAUUAAAACAAGCCCAGAGGAACUGAGGGAGAUCGUGACAUCUAUACUGGAAGAAUACACAAGUCAAGAAAAUUGGUAUUUGGUUACCUGUAUCAAAACUGAAGAAAUGAGAGAGGAGCUAACAUUGAAACAGCCAGGCUUCCAGGCCAUCACAUCUGGUGCCCACAACACCUGUCAAGCUACAUCUCUCCCAGCUUUCUCAAAGCCAAGCCCCACCAUUUGCUCCAUGAACAGCAAUAUUUGGCAAAUAUGCAUCCAAUUGGAAGGGGUUGGCCACUUUGCCUACUCACUAGGAGAAGACUUCCGGUUGCUCUUGAUGUCAGUCCUCUAUCCAGUCCUGGAGAAGGCUGGCGAUCGAACCCUGCUCAUCAGUCAAGCAGCUACCAACUCCAUGAUGGACAUUUGCCACGCUUGUGGCUACGACUCCCUGCAGCACCUGAUCAAUCAGAAUUCAGACUAUUUGGUGAAUGGGAUCUCUUUAAAUCUGCGUCAUCUGUCUCUGCACCCCCACACUCCAAAGGUCUUGGAAGUUAUGCUGCGGAACUCAGAUGCCAGUCUGCUUCCUUUGGUGGCAGAUGUGGUUCAAGAUGUAUUGGCCACUCUGGACCAAUUUUAUGAUAAGAGAGCAUCUUCCUUCAUCAGUGUUCUGCACGCCCUGCUGGUAGCACUAGCACAGUGGUUCCCAGACACAAAUCAUGUUGGACAACCCCAAGAGCAUACGGCAGAGAAGGAGGAAAGUCAUUUGAACCAAAGAAUUCUGGAGAAUAAUGCCACUACAGCUGAAGACAUUGAAUACUUUUUGCUGAGCUACCUCAAGGAAAAGGAUGUUGCAGAUGGAAAUGUCUCAGAUUUUUAUAAUGAAGAGGAGCAGUCAAAACCUCCUGAAGUGGAUGAGAAGGACACGGGUCCAGAUGUGGAACCACCACUGCCAGUGCAGAUCCAGAUAGCCACAGAUGUGAUGGAACGGUGCAUCCACUUGCUGUCAGACAAAAGCCUGAAAAUCCGCUUGAAGGUUUUGGAUGUGCUAGAUCUGUGUGUGUUUGUGCUGCAGUCCCACAAGAACCAGCUCCUUCCCUUGGCUCAUCGGGCCUGGCCCUCGAUCGUGCAACGGCUCACCAAUGAUGACCCACUGGCAGUGCUCAGAGCUUUCCAGGUCUUGCGUACACUGGGAGGCAAGUGUGGUGAUUUUCUAAGGAGUCGGUUCUGCAAAGAUGUCUUGCCAAAGCUGACUGGCUCCCUAGUAACCCAGGCUCCGGUCUCAGCCAGAACUGGACAGGUUUACUCCCACACGCUGGCCUUCAAGUUGCAACUGGCUGUCCUGCAGGGCUUGGGCCCUCUCUGUGAGAAACUAGACUUAGGUGAGGGUGACCUGAAUAAAGUGGCUGAUGCCUGCUUGAUUUACCUUAGCGCCAAACAGCCCAUGAAAUUACAAGAGGCUGCCAGGAGUGUUUUCCUCCACCUGAUGAAGGUCGACCCAGACUCCACGUGGUUCCUCCUGAACGAGCUUUACUGCCCAGAGCAGCUCACACCUCCCCACCCCAGCCUCCACCAAGUGCAGCUGCGGGGGGCGAUGGGACAGCAGAACCCAUACAAGGCCAACGUUCUUUGUCUGCUCCAGGAGCUGCCGUGACCCUACCACACCUGGGAGUGGAUGUGGGGUCCCCUACCCUGGCCAGAGGUGGCUGGCAGCAGCUGCAGCGAAGACGGUGAAGGUGGAUCAGCGAAGACGGUGAAGGUGGAUCAGACAGCUUAUAAAAUUUAUAAAAUGAUCGAUCACACAACUGCUUAGAAAUUGGAUUGAAGGACAGCAGCUGACUAUUAUUUAUACCUCAUACCUGGUGUUUUCAAAUGAUAUUAUCUGGUAGCUCUAAGGGCUUAACUCUCUGGAUUGUCAUCUUCACUGCCCCAGCUGCCUCAGAGGCCACACCUGCAAGCACACCUGGGAAAGCAAAGAUAUAUGGACCAGAGGCCUGUAUUGCAUACUCUGUGACACCCCCCCCCACAUGUCAGAGACUCCUAUGGUUGUGUCACACCAUAGGAGUCUUUAGAACACAGCCCUGUGUCACUGAGACACCCCUCCUCCCAAUGAGAUGGAGCUAAUUCCUUGCAUAUAACCUGUUCUUUGGAAGAAAAUGAAAUAAAAGUACUGAUUGGGUGAAAAGUACAACCAGGAACUCAUUUUGAAGUUUGCUUUUUAUGUUGCAGGGUUUUUUGUUUGUUUGUUUGUUUGUUUCUUCCCCCCAGAUGUGUUUGGGUUCUGGAAUGAGUAAUACAGAACCACAGUCUAAAAUCCAAGCAGUGCAUAACAGAAACUGAACAAUCAGUCUCCCAAUUCCAGUUGCCCAGACAUCUGGUUGUCCUCCCCAAAGGCAAACAUUCAUGACAACGUUUGAAUACCUUUUAAGUAGGAGAUUAAUUUUUCAAACUUUCAUAAUGGGAAACAAUAAAGCAAAGCCCCAAGGACCUGCUGCGCCGGACUCCAGCACAUGGCUAAACUCACCUUGCUCACUGCCCUUGUUAUUUCCCUCCACUCCCACAACCAGCCUCUAGAGCUCUGAACAACCUGAGCGCUGUAGCCCACUAGGUAGGGGAAUCCAGCUCUGACACCACAUGGGAGCUGCUUUGGCAACUGUGAUGUCUUCCGUCUACCUGUCUCUGCCUGGGUUUAAAAAAAAAAAAAAUGACCUGAGGGGCCUGGGCGGUAGCGCACCAGGUUAAGCGCACAUAAUGCAAAGCAAGGAUCUGGUCUGAGCCCCCUGCUCCCCACUUACAGGGGGUAGCUUCACAAGUGGUGAAGCAAGUCUGCAGGUGUCUUUCUCUCCCCCUCUGUCUUCCUCUCCUCUCUCAGUUUCUCUCUGUCCUAUACAACAGCAAUCACAGCAACAACAAUAGAAAAAGGAUGGCCACCAGGAGCACUGGGUUCAUAGUGUAGCCACUGAGUCCCAGCGAUAACCCUGGAGGCAAAAAAAAAAAAAAAAAAAAAAGACCCAAAGCAGUGAAAUUGUGCCCCAGUUCCACACGCAUACAAAUACAACCACAAUAGCAUCUUCACACCAAAAAGAAAUAACAGUGGUUUUUAAAUACUGCUUUUAGUCAUUGUUUAAAUCCCCCUGAUGUUUGAAUUAGGACCCAAAUAAGGUAUGCAUAUUGCUGUUCUCAAAUCAUCCUUUAGUAAGCUUCUUUAAUAUAUAAGUGGCCCUCCUACCCCUCUUGUUUUCUUUGUAAAUUUUUUUUGUUGAGGAAUCAAGGUCAUUUAACUUCUGGUGGUUCUCAGAGUGGAUAUGCUGAUUACAUCCCUGUGGGGGCCAUUUCAUGACCUUUACUGUCAUCUGUAUUUCCUCUAAGUUGGGAGACAGAAUAAAGAGAUCUGAACAGGC